AGAAGGCCAAAAGCGGCAAGUUCGCAUCGAGAACAGGACAGGUUUGGAAACGGUGAGGCUCUCUCAUCACCCUCUCCAACCGCACCUCUCCACCUCCGCCGUAACCGCUGCCACGUGGCCCUUCUUCUUCGUCUCUCUCUUCUCUUCUCUUCUCUUCUCUUCAAUCCCUUCGCAUUUCUUUCAUCAUUUUCUCUGAGAAACAGAAAGAAAAGUCUGAAUUCCUCUGAGCGAAUGAUAAUUGGCUGAGAAAAUCAGCGAUUUCAGAGAAUCAAAUCGCAGAAUCUGCACGUAAUGGUAAUUUGUGUUAGAAUCACUAAUUGGUUUUAGGUUUUCGAAUUAGGAGCGAGCGAUUUCAGAGAUCCAAAAUGGCUGGGAACGAGUGGAUAAAUGGCUAUUUGGAAGCGAUAUUGGACACUGGAGCGUCCGCCAUUGAAGAACAGAAGCCGAUGCCGGUGAAUUUGGGCGACAGAGACCAUUUCAAUCCGACGAAAUACUUCGUCGAGGAAGUCGUUAGCGGCGUCGACGAGUCGGACCUUCAUCGGACAUGGCUCAAAGUCGUCGCAACUCGCAAUACUCGGGAACGGAGCUCUAGACUCGAGAAUAUGUGUUGGCGGAUUUGGCAUCUAACUCGCAAGAAGAAGCAGUUGGAAUGGGAGGAGCUUCAACGGUUCACGAACCGGAGAUUGGAGCGGGAACAAGGACGGAUGGAUAUAACGGAAGAUAUUUCAGAAGACUUAUCAGAAGGAGAAAAGGGGGAUGCUGUGGGUGAAACGCCGCAGAGCGAGAUGUCGAAGGCGAUGUUCCAGAGGACGGUUUCCAACUUGGAAGUUUGGCCGGAAGAAAAAAUGGAAAGGAAACUUUACAUUAUUCUCAUCAGCUUGCAUGGUUUGGUUCGGGGAGAUAACAUGGAGCUCGGUCGUGAUUCCGACACGGGUGGACAGGUCAAGUAUGUUGUCGAGCUUUCUCGUGCGCUAGCGCAAAUGCCGGGAGUAUAUAGGGUGGACCUUUUUACGAGGCAGAUCUUGUCAUCAGAGCUUGAUUGGAGCUAUGGCGAGCCAACCGAGAUGCUAAGUACAGGAAUCGACGAUGAAGAUGGCGAUGUCGGGGAAAGCAGCGGAGCUUAUAUAAUAAGGAUUCCGUUCGGUCCACGAGACAAAUAUCUACGAAAAGAAUUACUAUGGCCACAUAUUCAAGAGUUUGUAGAUGGAGCUUUAGCUCAUGUUCUUAAUAUGUCCAAAGCUUUAGGUGAACAAAUUGGUGGUGGUCAGCCUGUGUGGCCAUAUGUCAUCCAUGGACAUUACGCGGAUGCUGGAGAUAGCGCUGCGCUGCUCUCCGGUGCUUUGAAUGUUCCGAUGGUGCUGACGGGACACUCGCUCGGAAGAAACAAGCUCGAACAGCUUCUCAAGCAGGGACGCCAAUCGAAAGAAGAUAUUAAUUUGAACUAUAAGAUAAUGAGGAGGAUCGAAGCUGAAGAGCUUUCUCUUGAUGCUGCCGAACUCGUGAUUACAAGCACCAAACAGGAGAUCGAGGAGCAAUGGGGACUCUAUGAUGGAUUCGAUGUCAAACUCGAGAAAGUGUUGCGGGCUCGUGCUCGCCGUGGAGUCGUUUCCUAUGGUCGAUACAUGCCGAGGAUGGUGGUCAUUCCUCCUGGCAUGGAUUUCAGCAAUGUUUUGGUUCCCGAAGACACGCCCGAUGUCGAUGGCGAUUUGACACUUACGAGUGAAGGGUCCUCUCCAAGAGCGAUCCCGACGAUAUGGUCUGAUGUGAUGCGUUUUCUUACAAACCCUCAUAAGCCUAUGAUCUUGGCGUUGUCGAGGCCCGACCCGAAGAAGAAUAUAACCACUCUCUUGAAAGCCUUUGGCGAGUGUCGUCCAUUGAGAGAACUUGCUAAUCUAACGCUCAUCAUGGGUAAUAGGGACGAUAUCGAUGAGAUGUCGGGCGGUAGCGCUAGCGUGCUCACAACAGUUAUAAAGUUUAUUGAUAAGUAUGAUCUUUACGGUCAAGUCGCAUACCCGAAGCAUCAUAAGCAAUCUGAUGUUCCUGACAUAUAUCGACUUGCAGCAAAAACAAAGGGUGUUUUCAUUAAUCCAGCGUUGGUCGAACCGUUCGGGCUUACAUUGAUCGAGGCGGCUGCACAUGGACUCCCAAUGGUGGCGACCAAAAAUGGUGGACCGGUCGACAUUCAUCAAGCCUUAAACAAUGGUCUGCUUGUUGAUCCUCAUGAUCAGCAAGCAAUUGCUGAUGCUUUGCUGAAAUUGCUAUCAGAGAAGAACUUAUGGAAUGAGUGUAGGAAAAAUGGUUUGAAGAACAUACAUCUGUUCUCGUGGCCAGCUCAUUGCCGCACGUACUUGACUCGAGUUGCAGCGUGUCGGGUGAGGCAUCCACAGUGGCAAACCGACACUCCGGGGGACGAAAUACCAACAGAGGAAUCAUUCAAUGAUUCACUUAAGGACGUCCAAGAUAUGUCGCUUAGACUUUCGGUCGAUGGAGAAAAAACGUCAUUGAAUGCAUCAAGUGACAUAGCUGCAUCCGCUGAUAAUCCUGAUUUGCAGGACCAAGUAGAGCGAGUUUUGAGCAAGAUCAAGAGGUCGGGGACUGAGUCGAAUGAGACCGAAAAAGGGAAUAAAAUGCUGGAGAAUAUGGCCGGAAAGUAUCCGAUUUUGAGACGACGACGUAGGUUGAUUGUUAUAGCACUUGACUGCUAUGACAGCAAUGGGGAUCCAGAAAAGAAGAUGAUCAAGAUGUUGCAGGAGAUUAUUAAAGCUGGUCGUCUCGACACUCAAGUUGCACGAGUUUCGGGCUUUGCUCUAUCGACCGCAAUGCCAUUGGCCGAGACUGCCGAAUUCUUAAGGUCUGGAAAAAUACAACUCAAUGAGUUUGAUGCCUUAAUCUGCAGUAGCGGAAGUGAGGUUUACUACCCCGGUUCAGAAGAUGGCAAACUGCAACCCGAUCCAGAUUACGCAUCGCAUAUUGAUUAUCGUUGGGGAUGCGACGGUUUGAAGAAAACCAUUCUUAAGUUGUUGAAUGCAUCUCAAGAAGAUUCCAACAAAUUCGGUACAACAAUUCUCGAGGAUACGAAAUCGAGUAAUUCUCAUUGCAUCUCCUACUUGGUAAAGAAUAUGAGUAAGGCCAUGAAAGUCGACGAUUUGAGGCAGAAGCUUCGGUUGCGCGGUCUUCGGUGCCAUCCAAUGUAUUGUCGGAGCUUGACUCGAAUGCAAAUCAUUCCUUUGCUUGCAUCAAGAGCUCAAGCUCUCAGGUACCUGUUCGUGCGAUGGAGAUUGAACCUUUCGAAUAUGUACGUAUUCCUCGGGGAGGUUGGGGACACCGACCACGAGGAGAUGAUAUCAGGGACUCACAAGACGAUAAUCAUGAAAGGAACGUCGAACAAGGGGUCGGAAGAGCUGCUGAGGACGACGGGAAGCUAUGCAAGAGAUGACAUUGUUCCAGGUGGGAGUCCAUUAGUGACAUUUGUUAAUUGGGAUGCAAAUGCUGAAGAGAUUGCAAGAGGUAUAAAGCAAGUUUCAUCGUCUGCAGCAAAGAAUUAGUGGCCUUUGAAACCAGUUUUCUUCUUGUUUUCCUUUGUAUAAUGGUGUGAUAAUAGCUGUUCAGUCUAUGAACUUGCUAUUAUUGGACUCUGAAUUUAAAAAGAGAAUAGAUUUAUAUAUCCUAAAUAAUUUUGAUCUUCA
Messenger RNA from Cucurbita maxima (winter squash), 3686 nucleotides. RefSeq names its product probable sucrose-phosphate synthase 2. Gene Ontology annotation, biological process: sucrose metabolic process. Gene Ontology annotation, molecular function: sucrose synthase activity; sucrose-phosphate synthase activity. The coding region runs from base 366 to 3545 and encodes 1059 amino acids. The transcript is spliced from 12 exons. Lineage: Eukaryota; Viridiplantae; Streptophyta; Magnoliopsida; Cucurbitales; Cucurbitaceae. The record is from RefSeq and is a predicted model, not a curated record.